Molecule: messenger RNA, 3830 nt
Organism: Leopardus geoffroyi (Geoffroy's cat)
Lineage: Eukaryota; Metazoa; Chordata; Mammalia; Carnivora; Felidae
Gene: FYB1
Product: FYN binding protein 1
Exons: 19
Coding region: 704-3187 (827 amino acids)
Biological process (GO): protein localization to plasma membrane; integrin-mediated signaling pathway; T cell receptor signaling pathway
Cellular component (GO): plasma membrane
Molecular function (GO): lipid binding; protein binding
Source: RefSeq, a predicted model, not a curated record
GGAGACUAGAAUUUCCUUGAAUUUCUAUGAAUCUGUUUUGUGAGUUCGAGUUGUUCUUUGCUGGCAAGCUCAAAUGCAUGCUGUUCAAAAGAGACAAGUUUACAAAGUAAUGAAGUUUUUUAGCUGACCAGUUUCCCAGUUUGGAAACUCGAUGGGUCACUUAGCUUUUCUGUACUUUAAUUUCAUCAUCACAGAGCAGCCAUGUAGCGACCAUCUCCUAGUGUCUGAUGAUAUUUUGGCCCUGAGUUUUCCUACAGCUUCUCUUAGGCAAUGGGUUUCAGGGGAGGCUGUACGCAUGCAGAAUUAGUGUGCAUACUGUAUACUGCUUUUAUCGGAUUCUGCAAGGAACCCAUGAACCCAAAAAACAGGUUUAGAAAAAUCCAAGUUGCCUUAGGAUCUCAGGAUGACAGAAGGAAGUAUGCAAAUAAAUUCGCACUGGAGGAGUUGGAAAUCUAAUUAGGGAGCCAAACUUAAUGCAGCCGAUACAAUGGGAGAACCAUAAAAGGCAAACAUAUCCAAGAGCUUCAUUUUGUGGUGCAGUCUGCAGGAGGCCAGAAAAAGAGAGAGAAGAGUGAGUAUGCAGAAGAGAAGGCUUCCUGGAAGAGGUGAGAUUCAACAUCCCUCUGUUCUCCUAUCUCAGGCUCUUGUCCCGGCAUGUUCGUGUUGAGCACAUAAAGACACAAAAGCAGAUGUGAAGUCCCUCAUGGCGAAGUUUAACACGGGGGGCAACCCCACGGAGGAGGUCUCUGUCAACAGCCGCCCCUUCAAAGUCGCAGGGCAAAGCUCACCUUCAGGAGUACAAGCUAAAAAGAACCUAUUCAACAACCAAGGAAGUGCCAGCCCUCCUGCGGGACCUAGCAACGUACCUAGGUUUGGGUCCCCAAAGCCACCUUUGGCAGUGAAACCUUCAUCUGAGGAGAAGCCUGACAAGGAGCCCAAGCCCCCGUUUCUAAAGCCUACGGGAGUGGGCCAAAGAUUUGGACCACCGGCAAACUCAGCCACCAGAGACCCUGAGGUAAAAGUGGGAUUUCCAAAACCUGUAGGCCCCAAGCCCAUCAAUGUGCCCAAGGAAGAUUCCAAACCUGUGUUUCCCCGGCCCCAUGGGAAUAAGCCUUUGCUUCACAAUGUAAACGAAGACCAUGACCUAAAGCCACCAGGCCCCAAGCCGGGCUCUAAUCCCCCAGCCCAGGAAACUGAGCAGAAGCAAGUGUUCCCCAAGUUGGCUGGGGUUAAAGGCAAGUUUGGGUCAGCCUCCCAAGACCACGACCCCAAGCCCCUCUUAACCAAGCCCGUCUUUGGCCAGAAGCCAUCCCUGAGUAGCGAUGACAGCCAUGAAGAUGAGAACGCCACCAAGAACGCGUCUCUACAGAAAGGCCUCCCGACCCCCCUUGGAGCCAAGUCCAAAAUGACCCCUUUAAAACCAACAAGGCAUGACGAAGAAAAUAAAGACCCGGGAGUAGAGACGUCAAGUUCACCUUUCCCUGGCGUGGUUCUGAAACCUGCCGUGAACAGAGGAAGCCCAGGCCUCUCCAAAAAUGCUGAGGAGAAAAAAGAAGAUAGGAAGAUAGAUGCUGCUAAGAACGUCUUCCUGAGCAAAAUGAAUCAGGAGGACCCGGCCUCUGGGGCUCCUCCUGCCAAGUUCCCUAAGACGCCUUCUAAGCUGACAGGGGCAGGGCCAUGGGGUCAAAGUCAGGAGAAGGAAAAGGGAGACAAGAAUUCAGCCACCCCUAGGCAGAAGCCCCUGCCUCCCCUGUUCACCCUGGGCCCACCGCCACCAAAGCCCAGCAGACCCCCAAAUGUUGACCUGACGAGAUUCCGCAAAGCCGCUUCUGGAAACAGUACCAACAAAGGCCAAAUGUGUUACUCAACUACUUCCCUCCCACCACCUCCACCGUCCCAUCCAGCCAGCCAACCACCAUUGCCAGCAUCUCACCCAACACAACCGCCAGUCCCAAGUCUACCUCCCAGAAACAUUAAGCCACCUUUAGAUCUAAAAAGCGCUGUAAAUGAAGAAAAUCAAGAUAGUGUCAUGCACUCUGAUGGUACUGGAAACCUAGAUGAGGAACAAGAGAGUGAAGGAGAAACCUAUGAAGACAUAGAAGCAACCAAAGAAAGAGAGAAAAAAAGGGAAAAGGAGGAAAAGAAGAGAUUAGAACUGGAGAAAAAGGAACAGAAAGAGCGAGAAAAGAAAGAACAAGAAAUAAAGAAGAAAUUUAAACUAACAGGCCCUAUUCAAGUCAUCCAUCAAGCAAAAGCUUGCUGUGAUGUCAAAGGAGGAAAGAAUGAACUGAGCUUCAAGCAAGGAGAGCAAAUUGAAAUAAUCCGCAUCACAGACAACCCUGAAGGAAAAUGGCUGGGCAGAACCGCCAGGGGGUCAUACGGCUACAUUAAAACAACUGCCGUGGAGAUCGACUACGACUCCCUGAGGCUGAAGAAAAGUUCUCUCGGUGCUCUUUCAUCAAGACCGAUUGGAGAUGACCAGGAGGUAUAUGAUGACGUCGCAGAGCAGGAUGAUAUUAGCAGCCACAGUCAGAGUGGAAGUGGAGGGAUGUUCCCACCUCCCCCAGAUGAUGAUAUUUACGAUGGGAUCGAAGAGGAAGAUACUGAUGAUGGCUCCACACUACAGGUUGAAGAGAAGAGUAAUUCGUGGUCCUGGGGGAUUUUGAAGAUGUUAAAGGGAAAAGAUGACAAAAAGAAAAGUAUACGAGAGAAACCUAAAGUCUCUGAGUCAGACAAUAAUGAAGGUUCAUCUUUUCCUGCUCCUCCUAAACAAUUGGACAUGGGAGAUGAAGUUUAUGAUGAUGUGGAUGCGUCCGAUUUCCCUGCUCCACCAGCAGAGCUGAGUCAAGGAGCCAAGGCUAAGACAGAAGAAAAAGACCCCAAGAAGCUAAAAAAGCAGGAAAAAGAAGAGAAAGACUUCAGGAAAAAGUUUAAAUAUGAUGGUGAAAUUAGAGUUUUAUAUUCAACCAAAGUUGCACCCUCCUUAACUUCUAAAAGGUGGGGGACCAGAGAUCUACAGGUGAAGCCCGGUGAAUCUCUCGAAGUUAUACAAAGCACUGAUGAUACAAAAGUUCUCUGCAGGAAUGAAGAAGGGAAAUAUGGUUAUGUUCUUCGGAGUUACUUGGUGGAUAAUGAUGGAGAGAUCUAUGAUGAUAUUGCUGAUGGUUGCAUCUAUGACAAUGACUAGGUCUCAGCUAUGUUCAUUCUGCCGUGUUCAUUUGACGCCAGUAUGAAAUCUGAGCUUUAGCUGACCUAUUAUUGGAUAUCACAGAAAAAGGACUCAGAAACGACUUAUUACCAUUUGUUUUAAAAUUCUGAUUAUCUUUAUGAAAUUUUGAAACUUUGGACUUAGAAAAUGAUCUUAACAUCUUGGAAGACUGCGUCAAUGAGAUGUAGAAUUAUUAAAUAUUCCAUUUCUGCCCCAGCAACAAUUAUGAAGGCGCUUCUCUGAGACCAUCAGUAGACCUCCCCUUCCUAAAAAAAAAAAAAAAAGAAGAAGAAGAAGAAGAAAUGACUGUGUUGUCUAAAGAAACAUGAGGACAAAGAAUAAAGAAAUAUAAGGAAGGAAAUUUUAAGACAUUCCACAAGAAGGAAAACCAUUGUUUGAACCGCUAAUUAUGAUUGUAUCUUAUAUUCUUCAUUCAAAGUAUCUAUCUUUAAAAAGGUAGAACUUGCUGGGGGGAUAAAUGUUUUCAAAAAUUAUAGCUGUAGCAGAAUUUUUGUAUAAAGAUUGCCCCUGAUUGUUAAUUGUGAAUAUAUGUUAAUUAUUUGAUAAGAAUGUAUGCAUUUAGUAUGCACAUUUAAGAUUAAAACUGUAGAAGAGUCAAAAA